AUACACAAUGUUCACGUUGUUGAGCUCACGCACACCAAAGGAUCAAUGUUCAAUAGAGGGAUCAAUGGAAUAGGAAUCUUAAUAAACUUGAACUCUAACCCCGCUCUCUGACGUCACCGCUGCAUUACCUCAUCGGCGUGAGGGGGAGGUGUGUACCCCGCUAGUGACGUCAUGUCACCUGCUGCCGCGUGACGUCACGAGACACCAGGAAGCUGCCGUACUCUACGCGGGCGCUCACUGUGAGCCGAGAUAUUAGGGGCUGGUCAGGCGAGGCAUUGGCUAGAGAAGAGACUGGAGGAUGUGGAGGUGAUCGGACCUGCCGAUGACUGGUGCCAGGAGUGGAGAUCGGCCUCUGUGGAGGAGGCCCGUGAGAAUUGGUCUGAUGGAGCAACGGCACUCGGCGCAGCUCGGUACAAAAAAUAAACAAUGCGACCAGUGUGCAUACAGCACGGAUCAUACUGGAAGUUUGACUCAGCACAAGAGAACACACACAGGAGAGAAACCCUUCAAGUGCAGUGUGUGUGAGAAGGCAUUUGCAGAGUCAUCACAUCUUAAAAGACACCAGAGAAUACACACAGGAGAGAAAUCCUUCAAGUGCAGUGUGUGUGAAAAGGCAUUUGCAGAGUCAUCACAUCUUAAAAACCACCAGAGAUCACACACAGGAGAGAAACCCUUCAAGUGCAGUGUGUGUGAGAAGGCAUUUGCAGAGUCAUCACAUCUUAAAAGACACCAGAGAAUACACACAGGAGAGAAAUCCUUCAAGUGCAGUGUGUGUGAGAAGGCAUUUGCAGAGUCAUCACAUCUUAAAAACCACCAGAGAACACACACAGGAGAGAAACCCUUCAAGUGCACUGUGUGUGAGAAGGCAUUUGCAUGGUCAUCAGUUCUUAGGAGUCACCAGAGAACACACACAGGAGCUAAACCUUUCAAGUGCACUGUGUGUGGGAGCGCAUUUGCACGGCCAUCGCAUCUUCACGACCACCAGAGAACACACACGGGAGAGAAACCCUUCAACUGCAUUGUUUGUGAGAAGGCAUUUUCAAAGUCAGCAGUUCUUAAAAAACACCAGAGAACGCACACAGGAGAGAACCUCUUCAAGUGCAGUGUGUGUGGGAAGGCAUUUUCAAGUUCAUCUGAUCUUCAAAUACACCAGACAACACACACAGGAGAGAAACCCUUAAAGUGCACUGUGUGCGGGAAGGUGUUUACACGGUCAUCAUAUCUUAAAAAACACCAGAGAACGCACACAGAGAAACCCUUCAAGUGCAGUGUCUGUGAGAAGGCAUUUGCACAGUCAUCAGUUCUUCAGAGCCACCAGCGAACGCACACAGGAGAGAAACCCUUCAAGUGCACUGUGUGUGAGAAGGCAUUUGCACAGUCAUCAGUUCUUAGGAGCCACCACAGAACACACACAGGAGCUAAACCUUUCAAGUGCACUGUCUGUGAAAAGGCAUUUGUCAAGCCAUCGCUUCUUCACGACCACCAGAGAACACACACGGGAGAGAAACCCUUCAAGUGCAUUGUUUGUGAGAAGGCAUUUGCACAGUCAGCAGUUCUUCAGAGACACAAGAGAACACACACGGGAGAGAAACCCUUCAAGUGCACUGUGUGUGGGAAGGUGUUUAAACGGUCAUCACAUCUUAAAAAACACCAGAGAACGCACACAGGAGAGAAACCCUUCAAGUGCACUGUGUGUAGAAGCGUAUUUGCACAGUCAUCACAUCUUCACGACCACCAGAGAACGCACACAGGAGAAAAAUGUUUCAAGUGCACUGUGUGUGAGAAGGCAUUUGCACGGUUAUCACAUCUUCACGACCACCAGAGAAUGCACACAGGAGAGAAACCCUUCAAGUGCACUGUGUGUGAGAAGGCAUUUGCACAGUCAUCAAGUCUUAAGAUCCACCAGAGAAGGCACACAGGAGAGAAACCCUUCAAGUGCGCUGUGUGUGAGAAGGCGUUUACAUGUUCAUCAGGUCUUAAGAUCCACCAGAGAAGGCACACAGGAGAGAAACCCUUCAAGUGCACUGUGUGUGAGAAGGCAUUUGCAAAGUCAGCAGUUCUUCAGAGACACCAGAGAACACACACGGGAGAGAAACCCUUCAAGUGCACUGUGUGUGGGAAGGCGUUUACACGGUCAUCACAUCUUAAAAAACACCAGAGAACACACACAGGAGAGAAACCCUUCAAGUGCACUGUGUGUAGAAGCGCAUUUGCACAGUCAUCACAUCUUCACGACCACCAGAGAACGCACACAGGAGAUAAACCCUUCAAGUGCACUGUGUGUGAGAAGGCAUUUGCAGAGUUAUCACAUCUUAAAAAACACCAGAGAACACACACAGGAGAGAAACCCUUUAAGUGCACUCUGUGCGGGAAGGCGUUUGCCGCACUAUCAGAUUUGACUCAGCACAAGAGAACACACACAGGAGAGAAACCCUUCAAGUGCAGUGUGUGUGAGAAGGCAUUUGCAGAGUCAUCACAUCUUAAAAGACACCAGAGAAUACACACAGGAGAGAAAUCCUUCAAGUGCAGUGUGUGUGAGAAGGCAUUUGCAGAGUCAUCACAUCUUAAAAACCACCAGAGAUCACACACAGGAGAGAAACCCUUCAAGUGCAGUGUGUGUGAGAAGGCAUUUGCAGAGUCAUCACAUCUUAAAAGACACCAGAGAAUACACACAGGAGAGAAAUCCUUCAAGUGCAGUGUGUGUGAGAAGGCAUUUGCAGAGUCAUCACAUCUUAAAAACCACCAGAGAACACACACAGGAGAGAAACCCUUCAAGUGCACUGUGUGUGAGAAGGCAUUUGCAUGGUCAUCAGUUCUUAGGAGUCACCAGAGAACACACACAGGAGCUAAACCUUUCAAGUGCACUGUGUGUGGGAGCGCAUUUGCACGGCCAUCGCAUCUUCACGACCACCAGAGAACACACACGGGAGAGAAACCCUUCAACUGCAUUGUUUGUGAGAAGGCAUUUUCAAAGUCAGCAGUUCUUAAAAAACACCAGAGAACGCACACAGGAGAGAACCUCUUCAAGUGCAGUGUGUGUGGGAAGGCAUUUUCAAGUUCAUCUGAUCUUCAAAUACACCAGACAACACACACAGGAGAGAAACCCUUAAAGUGCACUGUGUGCGGGAAGGUGUUUACACGGUCAUCAUAUCUUAAAAAACACCAGAGAACGCACACAGAGAAACCCUUCAAGUGCAGUGUCUGUGAGAAGGCAUUUGCACAGUCAUCAGUUCUUCAGAGCCACCAGCGAACGCACACAGGAGAGAAACCCUUCAAGUGCACUGUGUGUGAGAAGGCAUUUGCACAGUCAUCAGUUCUUAGGAGCCACCACAGAACACACACAGGAGCUAAACCUUUCAAGUGCACUGUCUGUGAAAAGGCAUUUGUCAAGCCAUCGCUUCUUCACGACCACCAGAGAACACACACGGGAGAGAAACCCUUCAAGUGCAUUGUUUGUGAGAAGGCAUUUGCACAGUCAGCAGUUCUUCAGAGACACAAGAGAACACACACGGGAGAGAAACCCUUCAAGUGCACUGUGUGUGGGAAGGUGUUUAAACGGUCAUCACAUCUUAAAAAACACCAGAGAACGCACACAGGAGAGAAACCCUUCAAGUGCACUGUGUGUAGAAGCGUAUUUGCACAGUCAUCACAUCUUCACGACCACCAGAGAACGCACACAGGAGAAAAAUGUUUCAAGUGCACUGUGUGUGAGAAGGCAUUUGCACGGUUAUCACAUCUUCACGACCACCAGAGAAUGCACACAGGAGAGAAACCCUUCAAGUGCACUGUGUGUGAGAAGGCAUUUGCACAGUCAUCAAGUCUUAAGAUCCACCAGAGAAGGCACACAGGAGAGAAACCCUUCAAGUGCGCUGUGUGUGAGAAGGCGUUUACAUGUUCAUCAGGUCUUAAGAUCCACCAGAGAAGGCACACAGGAGAGAAACCCUUCAAGUGCACUGUGUGUGAGAAGGCAUUUGCAAAGUCAGCAGUUCUUCAGAGACACCAGAGAACACACACGGGAGAGAAACCCUUCAAGUGCACUGUGUGUGGGAAGGCGUUUACACGGUCAUCACAUCUUAAAAAACACCAGAGAACACACACAGGAGAGAAACCCUUCAAGUGCACUGUGUGUAGAAGCGCAUUUGCACAGUCAUCACAUCUUCACGACCACCAGAGAACGCACACAGGAGAUAAACCCUUCAAGUGCACUGUGUGUGAGAAGGCAUUUGCAGAGUUAUCACAUCUUAAAAAACACCAGAGAACACACACAGGAGAGAAACCCUUUAAGUGCACUCUGUGCGGGAAGGCGUUUGCGCGUACUGGAAGUUUGGCACAGCACAAGAGAACGCACACAGGAGAGAAACCCUUCAAGUGCAUUGUGUGUGAGAAGGCAUUUGCAGAGUCAUCACAUCUUAAAAGACACCAGAGAACACACACGGGAGAGAAAACCUUCAAGUGCAGUGUGUGUGAGAAGGAAUUUGCAGAGUCAUCACAUCUUAAAAAACACCAGAGGACACACAGGGGAGAGAACCCCUUCAAGUGCAGUGUGUGUGAAAAGGCAUUUGCAGAGUUAUCACAUCUUAAAAACCACCAGAGAACACACACAGGAGAGAAACCCUUCAAGUGCAGUGUCUGUGAGAAGGCAUUUGCACGGUCAUCAAAUCUUCAGAUCCACCAGAGAAGGCACACAGGAGAGAAACCCUUCAAGUGCACUGUCUGUGAGAAGACAUUUUCACAGUCGUCAGUUCUUCAGAGCCACCAGAGAACACACACAGGAGAGAAACCCUUCAAGUGCACUGUCUGUGAGAAGGCAUUUGCACAUUCAUCAGGUCUUCAGAUCCACCAGAGAACACACACAGGAGAGAAACCCUUCAAGUGCACUGUCUGUGAGAAGACAUUUUCACAGUCGUCAGUUCUUCAGAGCCACCAGAGAACACACACAGGAGAGAAACCCUUCAAGUGCACUGUCUGUGAGAAGGCAUUUGCACAUUCAUCAGGUCUUCAGAUCCACCAGAGAACACACACAGGAGAGAAACCCUUCAAGUGCACUGUGUGUGGAAGCGCAUUUGCACGGUCAUCAGAUCUUCAGAGACACAAGAGAAGGCACACAGGAGAGAACCCCUUCAAGUGCACUCUGUGCAGGAAGGCGUUUGCACGGUCAUCACGUCUUCAAACACACCAGAGGACACACACAGGAGAAAAACCCUUCAAGUGCACUGUGUGUGAGAAGGAAUUUUCACAGUCAUCAAAUCUUAAAAUACACCAGAGAACGCACACAGGAGAGAAACCCUUCAAGUGCAGUGUGUGUGGGAAGGCAUUUUCAACUUCAUUUUAUGUUAAAGCACACCAGAGAAUACACACAGGAGAUAACCCCUUCAAGUGCAGUGUGUGUGAGAAGGAAUUUUCACAGUCAUCAAAUCUUAAAAAACACCAGAGAACGCACACAGGAGAGAAACCCUUCAAGUGCACUGUGUGUGGGAAGGCAAUUUCAAGUUCAUCUGAUCUUAAAAGGCACCAGGGAACACACACAGGAGAGAAACCCUUCAAUUGCACUGUCUGUGAGAAGGCAUUUUCACAGUCAUCAGUUCUGCAUCGACACCAGAGAACACACAGUGCUGAAAAACCCUUCAAGUGCAGUGCGUGUGGGAAGGCGUUUUCAGUUUCAUCUACUCUUGUAACACACCAGAGAACACACACGGGAGAGAAACCCUUCAAGUGCAAUGUGUGUGGGAAGGCAUUUUCAGAUUCAUCAAAUCUUCAUGUACACCAGAGAACACACACGGGAGAGAAACCCUUCAAGUGCAGUGUGUGUGGGAAGGCGUUUACACUUUCAUCUACUCUUGUAACACACCAGAGAACACACACGGGAGAGAAACCUUUCAAGUGUACUGUGUGUGGGAAGGCGUUUGCACAGUCACCUACUCUUGUAAGACACCAGAGAAGACACACGGGAGAGAAACCCUUCAAGUGCAGUGUGUGUGGGAAGGCGUUUUCAGAUUCAUCUGCUCUUGUAGCACACCAGAGAACACACACAGGAGAGAAACCCUUCAAGUGCAGUGUGUGUGGGAAGGCGUUUACACGUUCAUCAAAUCUUCAUGUACACCAAAGAACACACACGGGAGAGAAACCCUUCAAUUGCAGUCUGUGUGGGAAGGCAUUUUCACAGUCAUCUGCUCUUGUAGCACACCAGAGAACACACACGGGAGAGAAACCCUUCAAGUGCAGUGUGUGUGGGAAGGCGUUUUCACAUUCACCACAUCUUCAAAUACACCAGAAAACACACACGGGAGAGAAACCCUUCAAGUGCAGUGUGUGUGGGAAGGCGUUUGCACAUUCAUCUCCUCUUGUAGCACACCAGAGAACACACACGGGUGAGAAACCCUUUAAGUGCAGGUGUGGGAAGGCGUUUGCACAUUCAUCACAUCUUCAAGUACACCAGAGAACUCACACGGGAGAGAAACCCUUCAAGUGCAGUGUGUGUGGGAAGGCGUUUUCAGAUUCAUCUGCUCUUGUAAAACACCAGAGAACACACACAGGAGAGAAACCCUUCAAGUGCAGUGUGUGUGGGAAGGCGUUUGCAGAUUCAUCUGAUCUUGUACCACACCAGAGAACACACACAGGAGAGAAACCCUUCAAGUGCAGUGUGUGUGGGAAGGCGUUUGCAGAUUCAUCUGCUCUUGUACCACACGAGAGAAGACACAUGGGAGAGAAACCCUUCAAGUGCAGUGUGUGUGGGAAGGCGUUUGCACGUUCAUCUACUCUUGUAACACACCAGAGAACACACACAGGAGAUAAACCCUUCAAGUGCAGUGUGUGUGGGAAGGCGUUUUCAAUUUCAUCUACUCUUGUAAAACACCAGAGAACACACACGGGAAAUAAACCCUUCAAGUGCAGUGUGUGUGGGAAGGCGUUCACACAGUCAUCUACUCUUGUAACACACCAGAGAACUCACACAGGAGAGAAACCCUUCAAGUGCAGUGUGUGUGGGAAGGCGUUUGCACAUUCAUCUACUCUUGUAACACACCAGAGAACACACACAGGAGAUAAACCCUUCAAGUGCAGUGUGUGUGGGAAGGCGUUUUCAAAUUCAUCUACUCUUGUAAAACACCAGAGAACACACAUGGGAAAUAAACCCUUCAAGUGCAGUGUGUGUGGGAAGGCGUUCACACAGUCAUCUACUCUUGUAACACACCAGAGAACUCACACAGGAGAGAAACCCUUCAAGUGCAGUGUGUGUGGGAAGGCGUUUUCAGAUUCAUCUGCUCUUGUAAAACACCAGAGAACACACACAGGAGAGAAACCCUUCAAGUGCAGUGUGUGUGGGAAGGCGUUUGCACAUUCAUCUACUCUUAAAAAACACCAGAGAACACACACAGGAGAGAAACCCUUCAAGUGCAGUGUGUGUGGGACGGCGUUUACACUUUCAUCAAAUCUUCAUGUACACCAGAGAACACACAUGGGAGAGAAACCCUUCAAGUGCAGUGUGUGUGGGAAGGCGUUUGCACAAUCUGCAUGGCAUUUGACUCAGCACAAGAGAACACACACAGGAGAGAAACCCUUCAAGUGCAGUGUGUGUGAUAAGGCAUUUGCAGAGUCAUCACUUCUUAAAAGACACCAGAGAACACACACAGGAGAGAAACCCUUCAAGUGCAGUGUGUGUGGGAAGGCGUUUUCACGUUCAUAUAUUCUUGUUAUACACCAGAGAACUCACACGGGAGAGAAACCGUUCAAAUGCAGUGUGUGUGGGAAGGCGUUUGCACAGUCAACUACUCUUGUAACACACCAGAGAACACACACGGGAGAUAAACCCUUCAAGUGCAGUGUGUGUGGGAAGGCGUUUGCACAGUCAACUAGUCUUGUAACACACCAGAGAACACACACGGGAGAUAAACCCUUCAAGUGCAGUGUGUGUGGGAAGGCGUUUUCAGAUUCAUCAAAUCUUCAAAGACACCAGAGAACUCACACGGGAGAGAAACCCUUCAAGUGCAGUGUGUGUGGGAAGGCAUUUUCACGUUCAUCAAAUCUUCAUGUACACCAGAGAACACACAAGCAUACUCACACAGGAGAGAAACCCUUCAAGUGCAGUGUGUGCGGGAAGGCAUUUUCACCGUCAUCUGCUCUUGUAGCACACCAGAGAACACACACGGGAAAUAAACCCUUCAAGUGCAGUGUGUGUGGGAAGGCGUUCACACAGUCAUCUACUCUUGUAACACACCAGAGAACUCACACAGGAGAGAAACCCUUCAAGUGCAGUGUGUGUGGGAAGGCGUUUUCAGAUUUAUCUCCUCUUGUAACACACCAGAGAACACACACGGGAGAGAAACCCUUCAAGUGCAGUGUGUGUGGGAAGGCGUUUGCACGUUCAUCUACUCUUGUAGAACACCAGAGAACACACAUGGGAGAGAAACCCUUCAAGUGCAGUGUGUGUGGGAAGGCGUUCACACAGUCAUCUACUCUUGUAACACACCAGAGAACUCACACAGGAGAGAAACCCUUCAAGUGCAGUGUGUGUGGGAAGGCGUUUGCACGUUCAUCUACUCUUGUAGAACACCAGAGAACACACACGGGAGAGAAACCCUUCAAGUGCAGUGUGUGUGGGAAGGCGUUUGCACAUUCAUCACAUCUUCAAGUACACCAGAGAACUCACACGGGAGAGAAACCCUUCAAGUGCAGUGUGUGUGGGAAGGCGUUUUCAGAUUCAUCUGCUCUUGUAAAACACCAGAGAACACACACAGGAGAGAAACCCUUCAAGUGCAGUGUGUGUGGGAAGGCGUUUGCACGAUCAUCUACUCUUAUAAAACACCAGAGUACACACACAGGAGAGAAACCCUUCAAGUGCAGUGUGUGUGGGAAGGCGUUUGCACAUUCAUCUACUCUUAAAAAACACCAGAGAACACACACAGGAGAGAAACCCUUCAAGUGCAGUGUGUGUGGGAAGGCGUUUGCACAGUCACCACAUCUUCAAAAACACAAGAGAACUCACACAGGAGAGAAACCCUUCAAGUGCAGUGUGUGCGGGAAGGCAUUUUCACAGUCAUCUGCUCUUGUAGCACACCAGAGAACACACACGGGAGAGAAACCCUUCAAGUGCAGUGUGUGUGGGAAGGCGUUUUCACAUUCACCACAUCUUCAAAUACACCAGAAAACACACACGGGAGAGAAACCCUUCAAGUGCAGUGUGUGUGGGAAGGCGUUUGCACAUUCAUCUCCUCUUGUAGCACACCAGAGAACACACACGGGUGAGAAACCCUUUAAGUGCAGUGUGUGUGGGAAGGCAUUUGCACAUUCAUCACAUCUUCAAGUACACCAGAGAACUCACACGGGAGAGAAACCCUUCAAGUGCAGUGUGUGUGGGAAGGCGUUUUCAGAUUCAUCUGCUCUUGUAAAACACCAGAGAACACACACAGGAGAGAAACCCUUCAAGUGCAGUGUGUGUGGGAAGGCGUUUGCAGAUUCAUCUGAUCUUGUACCACACCAGAGAACACACACAGGAGAGAAACCCUUCAAGUGCAGUGUGUGUGGGAAGGCGUUUGCAGAUUCAUCUGCUCUUGUACCACACGAGAGAAGACAGGGAGAGAAACCCUUCAAGUGCAGUGUGUGUGGGAAGGCGUUUGCACGUUCAUCUACUCUUGUAACACACCAGAGAACACACACAGGAGAUAAACCCUUCAAGUGCAGUGUGUGUGGGAAGGCGUUUUCAAUUUCAUCUACUCUUGUAAAACACCAGAGAACACACACGGGAAAUAAACCCUUCAAGUGCAGUGUGUGUGGGAAGGCGUUCACACAGUCAUCUACUCUUGUAACACACCAGAGAACUCACACAGGAGAGAAACCCUUCAAGUGCAGUGUGUGUGGGAAGGCGUUUGCACGUUCAUCUACUCUUGUAACACACCAGAGAACACACACAGGAGAUAAACCCUUCAAGUGCAGUGUGUGUGGGAAGGCGUUUUCAAAUUCAUCUACUCUUGUAAAACACCAGAGAACACACAUGGGAAAUAAACCCUUCAAGUGCAGUGUGUGUGGGAAGGCGUUCACACAGUCAUCUACUCUUGUAACACACCAGAGAACUCACACAGGAGAGAAACCCUUCAAGUGCAGUGUGUGUGGGAAGGCGUUUUCAGAUUCAUCUGCUCUUGUAAAACACCAGAGAACACACACAGGAGAGAAACCCUUCAAGUGCAGUGUGUGUGGGAAGGCGUUUUCAGAUUCAUCUGCUCUUGUAAAACACCAGAGAACACACACAGGAGAGAAACCCUUCAAGUGCAGUGUGUGUGGGAAGGCGUUUGCACAUUAAUCUACUCUUAAAAAACACCAGAGAACACACACAGGAGAGAAACCCUUCAAGUGCAGUGUGUGUGGGACGGCGUUUACACUUUCAUCAAAUCUUCAUGUACACCAGAGAACACACAUGGGAGAGAAACCCUUCAAGUGCAGUGUGUGUGGGAAGGCGUUUGCACAAGCCUGUCAUUUGACUCAGCACAAGAGAACACACACAGGAGAGAAACCCUUCAAGUGCAGUAUGUGUGAGAAGGCAUUUGCAGAGUCAUCACUUCUUAAAAGACACCAGAGAACACACACAGGAGAGAAACCCUUCAAGUGCAGUGUGUGUGGGAAGGCGUUUUCACGUUCAUAUAUUCUUGUUAUACACCAGAGAACUCACACGGGAGAGAAACCGUUCAAAUGCAGUGUGUGUGGGAAGGCGUUUGCACAGUCAACUACUCUUGUAACACACCAGAGAACACACACGGGAGAUAAACCCUUCAAGUGCAGUGUGUGUGGGAAGGCGUUUGCACAGUCAACUAGUCUUGUAACACACCAGAGAACACACACGGGAGAUAAACCCUUCAAGUGCAGUGUGUGUGGGAAGGCGUUUUCAGAUUCAUCAAAUCUUCAAAGACACCAGAGAACUCACACGGGAGAGAAACCCUUCAAGUGCAGUGUGUGUGGGAAGGCAUUUUCACGUUCAUCAAAUCUUCAUGUACACCAGAGAACACACAAGCAUCAGAAGAUCCACAAGGAGCAUCAAUGCGACCGGUGUGCAUACAGCACGGAUCGUACUGACCAUUUGAACUUGCACCAGAGAACUCACACGGGAGAGAAACCCUUCAAGUGCAGUGUGUGUGGGAUGUCGUUUGCACAGUUCUCUACUCUUCAAAAACACCAGAGAACACACACGGGAGAGAAACCCUUCAAGUGCAGUGUGUGCGGGAAGGCAUUUUCGCAGUCAUCUACUCUUGUAACGCACCAGAGAAUACACACGGGAGAUAAACCCUUCAAGUGCAGUGUGUGUGGGAAGGUGUUUUCAGAUUCAUCUACUCUUGUAACACACCAGAGAACACACACGGGAGAGAAACCCUUCAAGUGCAGUGUGUGUGGGAAGGCCACGGAUCGUCCUGCACAUUUGACACGGCACCAUAGAACUUACACAGGAGAGAAACCUUUCAAGUGCGGUGUGUGUGGGAAGGCGUUUGCACAUUCAUCUACUCUUGUAACACAUCAGAGAACACACACAGGAGAGAAACCCUUCAAGUGCAGUGUGUGUGGGAAGGCGUUUGCACAUUCAUCUGGUCUUGUAAAACACCAGAGAACACACACGGGAGAUAAACCCUUCAAGUGCAGUGUGUGUGGGAAGGCGUUUGCACAUUCAUCUACUCUUUUAAAACACCAGAGAACACACACGGGAGAUAAACCCUUCAAGUGCAGUGUGUGUGGGAAGGCGUUUGCACAGUUAUCUACUCUUGUAACACAUCAGAGAACACACACAGGAGAGAAACCCUUCAAGUGCAGUGUGUGUGGGAAGGCGUUUGCACGUUCAACACAUCUUCAAGCACACCAGAGAACACACACAGGAGAGAAACCCUUCAAGUGCAGUGUGUGUGAGAAGGCAUUUGCACAGUUAUCUACUCUUGUAACACAUCAGAGAACACACACAGGAGAGAAACCCUUCAAGUGCAGUGUGUGUGGGAAGGCGUUUUCAGUUUCAUCUACUCUUGUAAAACACCAGAGAACACACAUGGGAGAUAAACCCUUCAAGUGCAGUGUGUGUGGGAAGGCGUUUACACGUUCAUCUACUCUUGUAAAACACCAGAGAACACACACGGGAGAUAAACCCUGCAGGUGCAGUGUGUGUGGGAAGGCAUUUGCACAUUCAGCACAUCUUCAAAUACACCAGAGAACACACACAGGAGAGAAACCCUUCAAGUGCAGUGUGUGUGGGAAGGCGUUUGCACGUUCAUCUACUCUUGUAGAACACCAGAGAACACACAUGGGAGAGAAACUCUUCAAGUGCAGUGUAUGUGGGAUUGCCUUUGCAAAGUCAUCUAAUCUUCAUGUACACCAGAGAACUCACACAGGAGAGAAACCCUUCAAGUGCAGUGUGUGUGGGAAGGCGUUUGCACAUUCAUCUGCUCUUGUAACACACCAGAGAACACAUACGGGAAAGAAACCCUUCAAGUGCAGUGUGUGUGGGAAGGCGUUUACACAGUCACCACAUCUUCAAGUACACCAGAGAACACACACGGGAGAGAAACCCUUCAAGUGCAGUGUGUGUCGGAAGGCGUUUGCACAUUCAUCUGCUCUUGUAACACACCAGAGAUCGCACACGGGAAAGAAACCCUUCAAGUGCAGUGUGUGUCGGAAGGCGUUUGCACAGUCACCACAUCUUCAAGCACACCGGAGAACUCACACGGGAGAGAAACCCUUCAAGUGCAGUGUGUGUGGGAAGGCGUUUUCAGAUUCAUCUGCUCUUGUAACACACCAGAGAACACACACGGGAGAGAAACCCUUCAAUUGCAGUGUGUGUGGGAAGGCGUUUUCACAGUCACCAAAUCUGGUAAAACACACGAGAACACACACGGGAGAGAAGCCCUUCAGGUGCAGUGUGUGUGGCAAGGCGUUUACAUGUUCAUCUGCUCUUGUAACACACCAGAGAACACACACAGGAGAGAAACCCUUCAAGUGCAGUGUGUGUGGGAAGGCGUUUGCACGUUCAUCUGUUCUUAUAACACACCAGAGAACACACACAGGAGAGAAACCCUUCAAGUGCAGUGUGUGUGGGAAGGCAUUUACACUUUCAUCAAAUCUUCAUGUCCACCAGAGAACACACAUGGGAGAGAAACCCUUCAAGUGCAGUUUGUGUGGGAAGGCGUUUACACAUUCAUCUGGUCUUGUAACACAUCAGAGAAGACACACGGGAGAGAAACCCUUCAAGUGCAGUCUGUGUGGGAAGGCGUUUGCACGUUCAUCUGUUCUUAUAACACACCAGAGUACACACACAGGAGAGAAACCCUUCAAGUGCAGUGUGUGUGGGAAGGCGUUUGCACAUUCAUCUACUCUUAAAAAACACCAGAGGACACACACAGGAGAGAACCCCUUCAAGUGCAGUGUGUGUGGGAAGGCGUUUGCACAGUCAUCUACUCUUGUAGCACACCAGAGAAGUCACGGGGAAGAGAAACCCUUCAAGUGCAGUGUGUGUGGGAAGGCGUUUGCACGUUCAUCAAAUUUGACACGGCACCAGAUAACUCACACAGGAGAGAAACCCUUCAAGUGCAGUGUGUGCGGGAAGGCAUUUUCACCGUCAUCUGCUCUUGUAGCACACCAGAGAACACACACGGGAAAUAAACCCUUCAAGUGCAGUGUGUGUGGGAAGGCGUUCACACAGUCAUCUACUCUUGUAACACACCAGAGAACUCACACAGGAGAGAAACCCUUUAAGUGCAGUGUGUGUGGGAAGGCGUUUUCAGAUUUAUCUCCUCUUGUAACACACCAGAGAACACACACGGGAGAGAAACCCUUCAAGUGCAGUGUGUGUGGGAAGGCGUUUGCACGUUCAUCUACUCUUGUAGAACACCAGAGAACACACACGGGAGAGAAACCCUUCAAGUGCAGUGUGUGUGGGAAGGCGUUCACACAGUCAUCUACUCUUGUAACACACCAGAGAACUCACACAGGAGAGAAACCCUUCAAGUGCAGUGUGUGUGGGAAGGCGUUUGCACGUUCAUCUACUCUUGUAGAACACCAGAGAACACACACGGGAGAGAAACCCUUCAAGUGCAGUGUGUGUGGGAAGGCGUUUGCACAUUCAUCACAUCUUCAAGUACACCAGAGAACUCACACGGGAGAGAAACCCUUCAAGUGCAGUGUGUGUGGGAAGGCGUUUUCAGAUUCAUCUGCUCUUGUAAAACACCAUAGAACACACACAGGAGAGAAACCCUUCAAGUGCAGUGUGUGUGGGAAGGCGUUUGCACAUUCAUCUACUCUUAAAAAACACCAGAGAACACACACAGGAGAAACCCUUCAAGUGCAGUGUGUGUGGGAAGGCGUUUGCACAGUCACCACAUCUUCAAAAACACAAGAGAACUCGCAAGCAUCAGAAGACCCACAAGGAGUGGAGUCUGAAAUCAGCUUGUGGAAGUCAAAGUGGCGCAAUGAGCCCAUCCCUCAUGAAACAAGAACCGGAAGAAAAUCCAAGCUUGGACACUUUUAAAGGUAUCGAGGUGAAAUAUAAAGAGGUGAAGGUGAAAUAUGAACAAGUGAUGGUGAAGAGCGAAGAAGUGAAGGUAAAAUGUGAAGAUGAUUCAACUCCAAAGUCGGACCGACACAUUAAUGGAGGAAACGUGAAGCAGGAGGAGAAUUCUGACUGUGAGGCAGAGCGAGGCAAUUCUCAGCAGUUUGUGGAAGUGGAGGUGUGGGUGGACUUCCUCCGAGACAAUACGAAGUCAAUUGGAGACCCGUUAGA
Molecule: messenger RNA, 14734 nt
Organism: Petromyzon marinus (sea lamprey)
Lineage: Eukaryota; Metazoa; Chordata; Hyperoartia; Petromyzontiformes; Petromyzontidae
Source: RefSeq, a predicted model, not a curated record